Heterotrigona itama is the source of this 2244-nucleotide messenger RNA. The record is from the annotation of a GenBank genome assembly. Lineage: Eukaryota; Metazoa; Arthropoda; Insecta; Hymenoptera; Apidae.
UGAUAAUUAACCCUUUGAUAUUGGACAGUGCACAUAAGCUAAAUCUUAAUUUUAAUGCAAGAAAUUAAUACACGGUCCAUAGUUCUAUAUUUAUUAUUAGUCACUAGCCAAUUUCAAAGAGGAUUUAUUAUUACCGAUAAAUUCAGAGAGUAUAAACAAGUUAAGAGACCAGUAACAAAAGAAUUUGAGUGAGAUCAUUAAUAGUGCGAAAAAGAUUUCAGUGCCUGUUAAUUACAGUUUGAAAGUAGAUAGUCGAUCUGUUCCUCAAGUAAUGAGCAAAAUGCUCGCACCGGGUGAUAAUUUCAGUUAAUUUCAGCCGCGUAAACAAUAGCCGGGCAUAAAAAUCGCGUGACCACUGUAACGAUAAUUGCCGCGCGUGUUUUACCUAACAGCUGGUAGAAACGGAAACGGCGGUGACGUGCUAAAAGUUGUUCUAAUUAUCAGUGAACUGCACAUGCGAUGACGUGGCGCAACGAAUUAGGGACACAGGUAGCGGCCAUCGAAAUUCUUGCACAGUCAUUCGUGUUGCCGUGAACGACGUGUAACGACAGCAAACUAGUUCGGAAAUCGUGAGCUUGCUUCUAAAUUACGUUUCCACUGGCGAUAAUCGAGCGAAAAUCUUCCUUAAGGGAGACAGUUUGGAAUCUUUGGGAGGUUCCGUUGGAAAAUUGAAUAGAAGGAGAAGAUUUAAACAGAAGAAUCUAAUGCAGAGAAUGAUCAGAUUCCUGAAGAAUUUUCAUUCGUGAGAAAUGUCACUUCCCCAUUGGUUGCCAGAGCGAGGUCAGGUGGAUGUUCGGACAUUUGGACAGCGACAACGACGGCAGGCUCUCUCUUUCCGAGUUGUACGGCCUGGAGCACGAUCAGAACGAGCCGUGUCUGAAACCGUUCCUCGACGGCUGCGACACCGAUGGAGACAUCUUCGUAAAUGGUCCCGAAUGGUGCGGAUGUUUCUCAAAAGCUGAGCGUCCAUGCGCCGCUGUACGUAAACGAUCAUCCCCUGACGUUGCACCUGCAUGCGAUUCCCGAGGGUAUUACCGAAGCACCCAGUGUCACCGUGGCCUGGGACUCUGCUGGUGUGUAGAUCCCCAUGGCGUUGAAUUCGCCGGAACUAGAACACGUGGCAACAAGCCAGAUUGCGACACGAUCGUGAACAAGAUUAGCAGCGGAGGAUUAAAGACAAACAGCGUGGACCUGGACGACGACGAGGACGGCGGUACAGAUUCUGCUCAGGAUCUCGAGGGUUCCGCCGAUCAGCCGUUAGACUUCUAGACUCCUUAAUAUCAGCCAGUAACAGCAGCAACGGGAGCAGCACCUUGAACGUGAUAUCGAACAGCCGGACGACGGUGUUCCCUUUGUGAAGGGGAACGAAGAAUGCUUGUCCUAGUCGUCCGCUGGUUCGAGUAUCGCCGUUGUGAUUGGAGGUGUCUUCAAAUGAGAGACAGGUCGGCGAAGGCUGCGACCCACGCGUGAGCCUAAAACAAAGAAGUCAGGAAAGCAACGAACAAGUACGAGAUGAUUGACGAGAUGUGACACGAGCAGCGGAUACACACCCUCUGGCAUCGUGAUUGCACGAAUUCGAUUGCGUCCUCUUUAUCGAUUGGUCAUGAUCCUUAACCCGGGAAUGAUCAUCUUUCAACGAUUAAUUUCUCGUGACAUUCUUCGUUCAUUGAAUUUGUAGAUUGAAUUGAAAUAUGGAUAUUUCAGACGAAGGUCUUAGUUCUCUGUUUUUUUGGCUUUACUUUUCCUUUUCCUUUCGCUGUUUCACGUUCUUUCGUGAUUAACGUAAAUUGAUCUGUUCGAGAACACAAGUGCCAAACGGGUUAAGAAGCUGCUGAAUCAGAGAAUCGUAGGAAGCUUGUACAGUGCAAUAACCAAGGGGCUACAUCGUGCAAUGGCAAUCUCGUGUGAUGCUCUAUUUUGAUCAAAGACCAUGGCAGGGGACGCGACGGAUCUAACCGAAAGGAUCUAACCAAUGAUCCUUGAUCAGACACGUUGUACCCUGUGUACCCGUCGAGGUACCUCCAUGCACAACUCGUCUAUAAAUAAUAUAAUUAUAUACUAUUUAUGCAUAUACAAACUAGAAGUUUCGCGAGAAAAAAGAAAAAGAGAAAGACAGAGAGAGAGAGAGUAAAAGAAAUAAGAAAGGAAAAAGCGGAAAGAAAGAAGCUCAUUCUUCAUCGGGUAAAAUUCACAUGUCCACUCCACGACGUAUAGAGAUUAUGAUACCUUUAACAAGAAGAGAUA